Messenger RNA from Moneuplotes crassus, 891 nucleotides. Lineage: Eukaryota; Ciliophora; Spirotrichea; Euplotida; Euplotidae. The record is from the annotation of a GenBank genome assembly.
GUUGAUUAAAAAUGGAACACAAGGCUUUAAAAAUGGCAAAAGGGCAUACAAGAACUAUAUUCUCCCCUUCAAGAGCUGUCAAGAGGGAUAAAAUCUUUGUGAAAGUUAAUAGAGAAUUAAGCAAUCCAGAUUCUGCUUCUCUCAACCAGGGAAAGAAAGCAUCGAAAAUUAAAGUUAGAAAUAAGGCUAUCAAAAGGACCAAAUUCAAAACCCUCCCAGGGUCUCAAUGACUUUCUAAUAUACUAUCCAAUCGCAUGAAGAGUGUGUCACCAAAUCGGCUCAAAUACAACCAGUUUUUGUCACCUAACUCUAUUGUUAAGAAGAAUAGGGCAAAAUAUCUGAGCCCAAUGCAGAGAAAUUCCAAGUUUGAAGCUCUUAAAAAAGUCCAGAUUAAUACCUUAAAGCUAAGAAUGCCGAAUAAGACUUCAUAUAGGAAAGAAGUCUUUAAAAAGAAAUAUAACCUGAAAGGAUUGAACAAAUUACAGAAGUUCAAUAUCAUAGAGGAGUCGAAAUAAACCAUCAAAUUCGAGGAUUUCCAGCACAUAUAAAGAAAUAAUAACUUCUCCUUCAAGACAUAAUGCUUCCGAAAAUAGGAGAUACCAUCAUAAACCAAGUGUUAAGACUGAUAAUGGCUCUAAUAUUGACGUACUGAAGACUCAAUCUUUCAUGCAGAGUAAACCUAACCACUUGCAUCAGAAAUCGAGCGGGUAUCAAUUCGAAGUUUACAGAUCUCUUAGUCCUGAAGAAGGCUCCUUCAAUAUUCUGGAUGAGUACUUAAACAGUGAUACUUUUGAUGCCAGAUUAGACUCCUUCUUCCCUCAGCUAGGAAACAAGGGGACUUAAAAAGUGAGGGACUCUAAGCGGUAAUGAUGAGCAUUUAUUUUCAAGUUA